Molecule: messenger RNA, 2454 nt
Organism: Dendronephthya gigantea
Lineage: Eukaryota; Metazoa; Cnidaria; Anthozoa; Malacalcyonacea; Nephtheidae
Product: transient receptor potential cation channel subfamily V member 3-like
Exons: 14
Coding region: 90-2006 (638 amino acids)
Biological process (GO): calcium ion import across plasma membrane
Cellular component (GO): membrane
Molecular function (GO): calcium channel activity
Source: RefSeq, a predicted model, not a curated record
CGUUGCGCUUGUGGCUUUGGGUAAAUACAUCCCUGUGUUUACGUUUUACGUUGCAAAAAUUGUUUGGAUAAAGAUUAAUAGGAGUGAAAAUGUCUGAAAGUAAAUACACGGCUAUGCCGCUGGAGGAAAGGAAAUCCGAAGAGGACAGUGGGAAACUAGAAGAUCCGUUUGAUCAAGAGUUUUGGGAUGAGGUUCAAAAGAAGUUUGAAUCAAAAGGCAUAACAUGGAGCGAGGCAAUGGACGAAGUUCGUGUUGAAAGGUUGAUGAAUAAAUUGGGUACAGAUUGUCUGCUUGUCAUUAUACGAGAUUGGCCGAAAAAGUUCAAGGGUAAACCGGAUGUUUUAAAGAGCUUGGAAAAAAUGAUAGGUCGCUUCACAAAGAUUAUUUUGGAAAAAGACACGACGGACACGUACAGGGGCUUUCGUGACAAAAACGACAAGCCGGCAAAACCCACCUUGCUACAUAUCGCUGCCAAACAGGAUUUCAUUCAUGUUGCUAAACAUCUUGUGAAGAAAUACCCUGGUCUAGUUCAUCAAGAUAUUAAAGAUGAAGACCCACACAAACGAUACCUUCCUGUAGAAAUGGCGCUGAUGGAUUUUCACGAUGAAACUGCGGCCUUUCUCAUUUCACAGAUGAAGCAAGACCGGGUUCACAACCUCUUUAAAUAUAACGAAAACCUAGGAGCAGCGAAGUACAGUUUAGGCGAUUAUAUCAGCGAGAGGAAUCCUGCUACGAAUAAACCUACACCAAGUAUGAAAAAAACUGUCGUGGCCGUGUUUAGUAGCCUGGUCAACCCACGUUGGCCAGACCUGGAGAAGGGGGAUGAACGCAUAGAACGAGCUUGGUCAAGUCUUCCGGAUGAUCCAUUGGACUACGACUUCUUUUAUCACCUGUUGGAGAGAGAUGAUAAGGGCCUGGAGCCCAGAGUUAAUGGGGAAGAAAACAAUGCAUUUAAUGCGAAAUCCAAGUCCUGUCUACGCCGUUUAACCAAAAGUAACAAUAAGGAGGCGAUUCAGCACCCUGUGAUCAGAAUGUAUGUAAGGAGAAAGUGGAAGGAAUUUGCUCAUUUAUGGUUUAGCUUGCAGGCGAUCGGUUACGUGAUAUUUCUGGCGCUGUUGUCCUAUGCAUUGAUCUACGGGGCGACCCGGGACGAUCCGAGCCAGUACGACGGACCAGCUGACAACUUUAGACUAUUUUGUGAAGUUCUUAGCAUUAUUUUCGUCAUGCUCUACAUCUUUGAAGAAAUUUUUCAAAUUGUUCGGGAAUACGAUACCUAUUUCAAAGAAUUUUACAACUAUUGUGAUUGGUGUGGUCUGCUUCUGACAUUGAUUAUCAUUCCACUUCGUUACGCCGAUUCAAGUUCGCAAUGGAGCAUCGCAAGUCUCGGAUAUUUGUUCAAUUUUCUCAGAAUUUUCAAGUUUUCCUGUGUUACCAAGACGACUGGACUGUACACGAAGACUUUGGCGAAAAUCAUUUAUCGGGACAUAAGCCGGUUCUUAGUCUUGUUUGUUGUUGUUUGCGUUGGUUUCUGCGGUGCUCUCUUCAUGGCGUUGACAGCCACAGGAAAACAAGAUACUUUCAGUAAUUACGGUAAAUUAUUGCUGGCUGCUGUACGAGUUCUCACAGAGCAACAACAAGUAGUUGAAGAAGACUACACAAUAUUCAGCUGGUUGACCAUCAUUCUUCUUCUCGUCUACACGGGUCUGGUAGUCGUGGUUUUGCUCAAUGUGCUGAUAGCGCAGUUGAGUGACACGUACAGUGAGGCUAAGAAUAAUGCAAAGUUCCAAUAUUCCGUCGAUAGAAUGUCGAUCAUCGCUCGUCUUGAACAGUGGCCAUGGCCAUUUAACUUUCGAAUGAGAUAUUUCCAUGAGGGCGAGCAACAAGUGAGCGAGGUUGAACUUAUCGAGGAGAUGUUGGAAUACAGCGAGGAAAAAACGCUCAUCUCGGUUAGGGAAAUAAUGAGAAAGGUUGUACGGAAAGCUGAAUUUAAUUGUGAAGACGAUUAAAGAAAAUAAAUAAUGGUAAUUGCACUGAGUGGAGUGCAAUUUGGUGUGAAAUCAAAAGUCACCAAUCAGAUUGCAAGAAACACCAUAGAGUUCAAAAUGAAUAUAAUAAAAGAGAAAAUGUUAUGCCAUGAAUCAUAGGAAGCCAGAAUUAAUUACUUGAUAGUCUUUUUUAUAUUAAUUUUUUUAGCAUUUUAUCCGUCUGUGACGCUCACGCAUCUCGUUUCUUUGUUUCAUUCUUCUAUACAUGAUGUAAAAAAAAGAAUGAAUCCACACGUGGUAUAUGUCUUCUAGCGCGUCGUUAAGAAUUUUUUUGGUAUAUGUAGGUACCAUAGUUUGAGUUCUUUGGACAUCCUCUGUACAAAAGUUUGUGAUAAACUGUGUUUUUAUACAGACAAGUCAAAUAAAAUCCCCAUAAAAAUUUAACAUCCCCGCGUGGUGCAAUUUUCUC